UCCUCACACCGAUCAUCUCUGCCCGGAGCAGGAUGCGUCCUCUUUUACGAUGCCUGGGAUAACGGUGGCAGGUCGGCCCAUUGCAUGCAUCUGCUAUUACCGCUGGAAGUGACAUAUAUUCAUCCUGAAGUGAAGUGACAGCCCGUCCGUGGGCACCGACGAUUGACAGGAUCCAUGGGCUCUGGUGAUCUAUGGUGACCGGCUGGGCUCGGUGGGAUUUGGAGACCCAUCGUUUCAGCAAUAAACAAAAAAAACAAAACAAAAGAAGAAGAAUAGAGCACACACAUAGGCCUACACCUCUUAACCUCCAGGGUGGAUAAAGUGGAAAAAAGAUGGGGAGCACGACCUCUUGCUGCGUGUCUGCAAGCCCCAAGCUCCGCAGAAAUGCCCACUCCAGGCUGGAGUCGUUCCACCAGGAGUCGGAGCUGAGCAGGGAGGAGACGGGAUGCAACCUGCAGCACAUCAGCGACAGGGAGAACGUCGACGAGUUGAAUAUGGAGUAUAAUCCAUCAGACCAUCCGCGGGCCAGCACCAUAUUCCUCAGCAAGUCCCAAAACGAUGAGGUGCCAAGUAGGAAUGUGCGUGAAAAACGAAAGAGCCUCUUCAUCAAUAAUCAUGGAACGACGAGGCGGAAAUACAGCUCCUGCUCCACCAUCUUUCUAGAUGACAACACGGUCAGCCAGCCCAACCUCAAAUAUACCAUCAAAUGUGUUGCUCUGGCAAUUUACUAUCACAUAAAAAACAGGGACACAGAAGGAGGAAUGCUGCUAGAUAUCUUUGAUGAGAAGCUUCAUCCUCUUUCAAAAUCUGAAGUGCCGCUGGACUACGACCAACAUGACCCAGAGCAGAAGCAGAUCUAUCGGUUCGUCAGGACGUUGUUUAGUGCUGCUCAACUCACGGCUGAGUGUGCCAUCGUCACACUGGUCUAUCUGGAGAGGCUCCUGACGUAUGCAGAGAUCGACAUCUGCCCGGGGAACUGGAAGAGAAUCGUUCUGGGUGCCAUCUUGCUGGCCUCUAAGGUCUGGGACGACCAGGCCGUCUGGAACGUCGACUACUGCCAGAUCCUCAAGGACAUCACAGUGGAGGACAUGAAUGAGCUGGAGCGCCAGUUUCUGGAGCUGCUGCAGUUUAAUAUCAACGUGCCCUCCAGUGUCUACGCCAAGUAUUACUUUGACCUGCGAUCACUUUCAGAGUCAAACAACCUCAGCUUCCCCCUGGAGCCACUCAGUAGGGAAAAGGCCGGAAAACUAGAGGCUAUUUCCAGGCUAUGUGAUGACAAGUACAAGGACGUGCGUAGAACUGCCAGGAAGCGAUCGGCCAGCGUGGACAAUCUAUGUGGGAUCAGAUGGGUUCCCGCAAUCCUCUCUUAACCACUAUUAAACUGCCAUAUACUGAACACUGGCAUCGAGCUACAGACACUGGCCAGAUGAAAAACUGAAAAAGCACAGUGGAAACAGAUGGGCAUGAUCCUCUGCCUAGCCAGAGAACUGCAGUUUGAAUAUCACAAUAUGGGACUCCACAUUGUGAAACAGUGAUUUUUUAACACCUGAAACCAAUCUCUGAACCUCAUAUCUUCAAAUCGGAGGACAGAAAGAAAGACAUUUGAACAUUUUGGAAGGUGGGUGAGGUGAACUCCAGAGAGGUUUCUAACGUAAAUAUGAUGCCUUCACAGUGCCUCAACUUUUCUGUACAUGAAGACACAAAGAGAGAGAACAGAGUUGCUGGUUGUGGAGAAAAACCUGGCUUUGGACCAAACAAUGAAGACCUGGACAAGACAGCCUUGAAAAGCACUUAUGACAUGGCAUUAUGAACAUGUCUUAAUGUAAAAACUCAUGUUCAUGUUUCUGGUUUCGUCCAGACUAUCUGCGUCUGGCCUAAUUAGAAAGAUCUGACAUAUAGUAACCUGCCUUUGACAUGGCACUGCAACUUUACAAUGAAGAAUAUUAUUUAUUUCACUUUUUUAUUUGAACAUUUCAAGUUGCAGCUGCCUGAACCCGCAGUACCUGCAUAAUUAAAUAAAAAAACAAACACUAGUGUAGCACAGGAAUUUCUACCGUGUUCUCAAGUUUUCUUCUUUGGGAACCUUUAUAAUCAAGGUUUACAGUAUUUCUAGCGUACCUCUUCAUACUCAGGUAGUCUGUUUAAUAUUUUGAGUGAUAGUGAUGACCCCCAGUUUGAGUCAUACUGAUGGUUGAAUUAUGAAGAGUGACAAACUUUGCAAAUGGAAAGGGCCAGAAUGAAUUAAGAAUUGUGAUAACAUUCCCGCAGAUAUCAGUACAUUCACAUAUUGGGGAUAUACACGGUCAAAUAGUAUAGACCAGGGUGUUUUCCAGAGGUUGUGGCAGUUUUCAUCAUAAUUUAAAUUGCCCCCAUUUUUUUCCUCUCAAGAGAACUCAACUUUUAUGUGCAGAGAGGUUUUAAGCAGCAUUAAGCAUGCAUCUCUGCUGCCAUCUAGUGGAUUAUCUAAGUAUUGCAGAAAACAAUCCAGGUUGUGAUUCAGAGUGGAGAUUUCUGCCUCCACUUCAAUACAUUAGAGAUUAAUGAAACUAUGUUUGUGCUGCUGACAGGAUUGAAAAAAAAAUUUAAAGAGAAAAUUUAAGAAUUCAACAUUAACAUGAGUUUCCCAAAACAGUGUCCAUGUUAAUCAGCAGACCAUCGCUAUGAAUGGUUUUUAUGUUCAAUAGAAAGUAAUUACAAUGAAACCUGUGAUGGUCAGAUAUCUUGACAUUGGGGAAAUAAAACAUAGACAGGUACUGCACCACUAGAUUUUUUUGAUUUUUUUGGAGGGGGUUGAACCAACUUUUUACAGGCACGAACACCUAUAAUUAGUAGGAGGGCACAUCACAUGGAGGGUGCUGAUGAGAAAAUCCACAUGCAAUUUUUUUUUCUUUUGCACCUUCAAAAUAAAUUCAGCACCAAAAUAUGUUACUGAAAAACAAACUCUUUGGUCACAUGCUUUUGCUACUCAACUCUGGAAAAAACAAAACCUACUUAUAGGUACUUAGAGGCAAAGCCUUGGUAUAUUACUCUGACAAAAUACAUUCUGCAGUGGAUACUGGUGAGGAGGAGAGGUUCAUUUUAUUCAUUCAGUAUUAUUAAGCUACAGUAAAUGACUCAUGGUACAAUACAUUGCAUCCUGGAAAAACUCGAUGAAAAAUGGCUGAUACCCCAGUGUCUUUAUUUCCUGGCUGACCCCUUUCACAAUGCUGCCAUUUAAAAAAACUGUUUGAUUGCUGUUCAUAAUUUAACUUGGAUUGAAAGAGUAUAUCCAUACAUACAGAUCUCUCUGGGAUACGGUGUUUCUACAAACCCUUUCAAAGUUCCAAUAAAACUAAAUAGUGCAUGAUGUAAAUCAAACAAAGCUGUUUUUCUGAGCUCAAAUUUUGGAAUAUACCAGAUCAUAAGACAGUAUCACUUGCUGUAGGAAAGGAAACACAGAUUUUUGAAGAUGGUUUGGACCAACAGUCUUCUCUAUUGUUUCUAGCAAAUGUUUUUUUUUCUUUUUUUAUUAGAAACAUCAAGCUGUCACGGGUAUAAAUCUACAAGUGAUCUACUGUCACUAGUGUGUGACCAACAACACUAUGUACUCUGCAAGUGUGUGCCUGGAUAAUGGCAUAUACUGUAGUGCAGGGGUGUCAAACAUGCGGCCCGUGG
Molecule: messenger RNA, 3654 nt
Organism: Scomber japonicus (chub mackerel)
Lineage: Eukaryota; Metazoa; Chordata; Actinopteri; Scombriformes; Scombridae
Product: cyclin-Y-like
Exons: 12
Coding region: 333-1370 (345 amino acids)
Biological process (GO): regulation of canonical Wnt signaling pathway; regulation of cyclin-dependent protein serine/threonine kinase activity
Cellular component (GO): cytoplasmic cyclin-dependent protein kinase holoenzyme complex; plasma membrane
Molecular function (GO): protein kinase binding; cyclin-dependent protein serine/threonine kinase activator activity
Source: RefSeq, a predicted model, not a curated record